Plasmodium gallinaceum is the source of this 2558-nucleotide messenger RNA. RefSeq names its product conserved Plasmodium protein, unknown function. NCBI's taxonomy places the organism in Eukaryota, Apicomplexa, Aconoidasida, Haemosporida, Plasmodiidae. Gene Ontology annotation, molecular function: chromatin binding. The record is from RefSeq and is a predicted model, not a curated record. The transcript has a single exon. Gene Ontology annotation, biological process: DNA replication initiation. The annotation marks the transcript as partial. Gene Ontology annotation, cellular component: nucleolus.
AUGAAUUUUAAAUUAAAAAAAAAGAUAGAAAAAAAGAAAAAUAAGGAUUAUAAAAAAGAAUUUUGUGAAUCAGAGACAAGAAUAUUUAAUAGAGAAGUAAGUUAUGAUACCAAAAGAGAAGUAUUCAACUUACCAAAAAUAAAUAGAAAUGGAAUUUUAACAUAUGAUGAAGAAAGCAGUACAAUAGAAGAAACAAAAAAUAAAAAAAAAGAAAAGGAAAAAUUAAAAUUAAAAAAACUUUUAGAGAAUAUAAAAAAAAAAAAAGUAAAAAAAAAUCCUAUAGAAGAAGAAAUUUUAAAAAUUACUAACAAAAUUAAUAAUUUACAAGAUAUUAAAAAUAUUAUUGCAACAACAGCUAAUAGUAUUAUAGCUGAUCAAAAUCUUAAUAUUCAAAAAUUGGAUAUUCUAUUUUAUAUUUUUAAAGAAAGCCUAAGAAGAAAAAAGGAGUUUCAUAAAGAAAAUAAAUAUAAUGUUUCUACUUUUAAAGAAAAAUAUAAGUACUUUGAAAAUAUUAAUAUUCUAAGUUGUAUAUCUUUAUGUACUAUUUUUAAGUGUAUAACUCCAUCAUAUAAGAUUUUUAAUACAGAUGAUGGGAAUAGUAAUGUUAUUGAAAAUAAUAGUAAUUUGAAUAAUAAAAAAAAAAAAAAAAAUCAAUUAAAACAUUCUUCUAAAAUUAUCGAAAAUGUAAAUCAAUUAGAGCAAACAAUUGUAAAAUAUUUUAAAGAUUUUUGUAAUAUAUUAAAAGAAAACAUAAAUGAUAACACUAUUGUUUAUGUAAAUUUAUUAUGUGAAAUAGUAACAGUUAAUUUGUAUUUAUCAAAAAAUGAAAAAUUAUUUGAAUACCUUUUAUUAUAUUCAAAUAUAUACACUUAUAAAAGCAAAAAAUACAAUAAAAUAGAAAAUAAGAGAAAAUUUGAAAUUUUAUGUAUGAAAUGCCUAAAUACAUUGAGUGAAAUUAUAGAAAAUGAUCAUAAUUUAUCUUUUACACUAACUUUAGUAAAUUAUUUCUCCAAUUAUAUUUUUAGAAAGGAGAAAAAUAUCUGCCCAAAUUUAUUAAAGAUUUUUUCAAACAUAAAUAUAUCAGAAAAAAAAAUGAAUGCAAAAUUAUAUUCUGAUGAAGAUAAAAAUGAUAAUGAAGGAAAAAAUAAUGAAUUAAAAAUGAAAACAAAUAUAUGUGGAGAUUUGAAAAUAAUAGAAAAAAAUUCUGAAAAAAUAUUAGAUCAGUUAUUUCUAAUUUAUUUAUGUGUAUUAAGAGAAUACAAAAAAUAUUCAGUUUUUUUCGUAAAAAAUGUAUUAUAUGCUUUAUCAAAUUAUGCAUUGUAUAUUAAUAAAUUAAUAAUGGAUGAUGUGUUAGAAGAGGUCAAAGCACUAGCAAAGGAAAAUAAAAUUUCACCAUCACUUAGAAUAACAUCUAUUCAUAUAUUUUUAAAAAUUCUAAAUAAAGUUAAUGAUAAUAUAUAUAUUGAUUGUUCAUGGAUAGUUAAUUGCCUUUUAGAUUUACUAGAUUCAUCAAUUCAUUAUUUUCAUACAGGGUCAUCCAUAUUUUUAUUACAAAAUAGAAACUUUAUUUAUAAUAAUUUUUUAGAUAGUAAUAAUUGUUACUCAAAUGAUAAUAAUACUUGUGAAAUAGAUAACAGUAAAAACAUAAAACAGAUGAAUAAUUCUUUAAAAAUAGAUAAAUUAAAAGAAAAAUAUAAUUUUAGCUCAGAAGUGUUGUAUUGUAUUGACCUAUUGUUAAAAACCAAAAAUUUUACAAAUAGUUUUAAUAAUAUAAAAUUUAGUAAUAAUCAAUUAUUAUGUAGAAUCAUAUAUCAUUUAUACAACAUUUCUUUACAUUCAGAUUAUAUAAUUUCUUUUUCUAUUUUAAAAAUAAUUCAAUUCAUUAUGAUAAAGUUUCCCUUAGUUAAAUGCAUGAUUGAAAGAGAAGGAAUAGUUAUUUCUUAUAUUAAUGAUAAUCUUUCUAUUUUUUUUCAAAAUAUUUUAUUUCAUUCUUGUCUUUUUAAUGAGAUAUCUUCCAUAGCGUUAGAUAUUUCUUUAAAUGAUUCGAACGAAAAUUAUAAUACAGUUUUGAAAAAUUAUAUAAAUGUGAAUAAUUGUAAUAUAAAAAAUAAAAUUAUUAAUUUUAAUCUUAGUUUGAAUGAAAAGAAAAUAAUUGAUGAAAAUAUAUUAAUGAAAUAUGAUUAUGACAAUAUUUUCUAUAAACAUAAAGAAAAUUAUAAUCAAUUCAAUAUAAAUGACAAAAACAAUUUUAAAGAGUCAAUUGAUAAAUCAUUUCUUUCAAGUAAUAAUUUGAAUGAAAAUUUAAAUGUUAAUAAUCUUCCUCCAUAUAUGCUAACUGCAAUUGAUUUCAUUGAUAUAGUUUUUUCUCCAUACGAUAAAUUUAUAAAAUAUUUUCAAAAAGAAAGGGGAAAAAAUGAAAGUACUAUCAAUAACAAUUAUAAAUAUAAAAAUUAUAAAGAAGAUAGACAAAAUGAAAAUCAAGAAAAAAAAUAUAAAAAUUUUAAUAAAAUAAAAAAAAUAAUUAGAAAAAAAAAAAAAAAAAAAAAAAAAAAAAAAAA